GGUGUGAGAGUGCCAUGGUGAUUUCUUGUCUUUAACCCUUCCUUGUCCCACAUGUUAGGAGGAGCCUGUCCUGGUAUAAGCCAUACAGUACAGCCUUUCAAAAGCGCUACAGCUUUUGAAGAAUUCAUCCAACACAUCUUACGGUUUUUGAGAGGUAAAUUUGAUGGUGCCCUUUUAAAGAGUUCCUGACUCUUAGUAGUCAGCAAAUAUACAGCUCCCAUUGGGUGUACUGUACUGCCCUUGCUUUCUCUUUCUUUCUGAAAUCCUGAAAUGCUCAAGAGUGUUUACUUGCUCAGUGCUUGUACAUCUCUUAGACAUAUAUAUUUUCACUAACGCCAUUUCCUGUUGAUUCAUCUAAGUAAUGCUCCAGCAACGGUAUGUGGGAUGGAAAAAUGAAUCAAUCUGGGCAGUCUCCUUAAUGGGUGAUUUGUUUUGUAAUUUGUACAAAGGAAUUUCUCCAAGGAAACUGUUUGCUUUCUUCCCAAACACUUUGUUGCCUAACUCUGAUCGGAACAAAACUCUGUCUUUAUAGCACAUCUCAAAAUUGUUUCAACUUGCAGUCCAGUCCCCACAUCCUCUUGUUUGUUCAGCGUUCCCUGGGAAGCUCCACCCUCACUUCCAGCUGAUAACUAGGUUAGCCCACAGCCUGAUUUCCCAGUUUCUCCUUUGCCCGCUCGGCAGCGCUUGUUUUUUCAUUGGCCACCAGCCUUACAAGCAGGGAUUGACUGCACGUGGUGGCAUUUGUGCUGGCAGUGGCAGUCCAGGACUUCUUGUGUCAAGCAGCCUCAUCUGCUUGCUGUGAAGCACAGCAUGAUUGUGGGGACAGUCCUCUUCCAGUCUAGCAGCUAUGGCAAAGAAGGCAAGCUGCUCUGCUGCCUUAGCAAGGAAGCCUCUGAGCCUGGCGUGAAUUUCACAGAGGCCCUGCACCGCCCUUAUGGUUGCGAUGUUGAACCCCAGGCACUGAAUGAAGCCAUCAGAUGGAGCUCCAAGGAGAACCUGCUUGGAGCCACUGAGAGCGAUCCCAAUCUCUUUGUUGCACUUUACGAUUUUGUAGCAAGUGGUGACAACACCCUCAGCAUCACCAAAGGUGAGAAGUUGCGAGUCCUGGGUUACAACCAGAAUGGUGAAUGGAGUGAGGUACGUUCGAAGAAUGGUCAGGGCUGGGUACCAAGCAACUACAUCACACCAGUGAACAGCCUGGAAAAGCAUUCAUGGUACCAUGGGCCGGUGUCACGCAGUGCAGCGGAGUAUCUCUUGAGCAGUCUCAUCAAUGGCAGCUUCCUGGUUCGUGAAAGCGAGAGCAGCCCAGGGCAGCUGUCCAUCUCGCUCAGGUACGAAGGACGUGUUUACCACUACAGGAUCAAUACCACCUCAGAUGGAAAGGUAUAUGUGACAGCAGAGAGCCGUUUCAGCACUCUAGCAGAGCUGGUGCACCAUCACUCAACAGUAGCAGAUGGACUGGUGACAACUUUGCAUUACCCAGCACCCAAGUGCAAUAAGCCCACUGUCUAUGGAGUAUCCCCCAUCCAUGACAAGUGGGAGAUGGAGCGAACUGAUAUCACCAUGAAGCACAAACUUGGGGGAGGGCAGUAUGGUGAGGUGUAUGUGGGUGUCUGGAAGAAAUACAAUCUCACAGUUGCUGUGAAAACAUUAAAGGAAGAUACCAUGGAAGUGGAAGAGUUCUUGAAAGAAGCUGCUGUGAUGAAGGAGAUCAAGCAUCCAAAUCUAGUGCAGUUGUUAGGUGUAUGUACCCUGGAGCCACCUUUUUACAUUGUGACAGAAUACAUGCCAUAUGGGAACCUGCUAGACUACUUACGGGAGUGCAACCGGGAGGAAGUGAGUGCUGUCGUGCUACUCUACAUGGCCACUCAGAUCUCUUCUGCUAUGGAGUACCUGGAGAAGAAGAAUUUCAUUCACAGGGAUCUGGCAGCACGGAACUGUUUAGUUGGAGAAAAUCACGUUGUGAAGGUGGCUGACUUUGGCUUAAGUCGACUUAUGACUGGAGAUACCUACACAGCUCACGCUGGAGCCAAGUUCCCAAUCAAAUGGACGGCUCCUGAGAGUCUGGCCUAUAACACCUUUUCAAUCAAAUCAGAUGUGUGGGCUUUUGGGGUGCUGUUAUGGGAGAUUGCUACCUAUGGGAUGUCACCAUACCCAGGCAUUGACCUCUCUCAGGUGUACGAUCUGCUGGAAAAGGGCUAUCGGAUGGAACAACCAGAGGGGUGCCCUCCAAAGGUCUACGAACUGAUGAGGGCAUGCUGGAAGUGGAACCCACCAGACAGACCUUCCUUUGCUGAGACCCACCAGGCUUUUGAAACCAUGUUCCACGACUCGAGCAUCUCAGAGGAGGUAGCAGAGGAGCUUGGAAGAACAGCCUCCUCCUCAUCCAUAGUUCCUUACUUGCCCCGGUUGCCCAUGCUUCCCUCCAAGACUAGAACACUGAGGAAACAGGCAGAGAACAAGGAGAACAUUGAGGGAACGCAGGAUACUGUGGAGCACUCAGCUUCCAGUUCAGCACCAGGUUUUAUCAGAAGCACACAGCCAACAAGUGGGUCUCCUGCACUGCCUCGCAAGCAGAGGGACAAGUCACCCAGCAGCCUAUUGGAGGAUGCCAAAGAAACCACUUUCACCAGGGACAGAAAAGGUGGCUUCUUCAGCUCCUUUAUGAAGAAGAGGAAUGCUCCCACACCUCCCAAACGCAGCAGUUCCUUCCGGGAGAUGGAGAAUCAGCCACAUAAGAAAUAUGAGCUGACGGGUAACUUUUCAUCUGUUGCUUCCUUGCAGCAUGUGGAUGGGUUCUCUUUUGCUCCCACACAGCAGGACGCAAGCCUAGCACCACCUAAGUGCUAUGGUGGGGGCUUUGUGCAGAGGACCUUCUACAACGAUGAUGGCACUGGUACCAGCAGUGGUGGGGGUGUAAGCACUGGUGGUGGGUGGUCGGGCAUCACUGGUUUCUUUACACCACGCUUGAUUAAAAAGACACUGGGUUUACGAGCAGGAAAACCCACUGGCAAUGAAGAACCUUCAAAACCUUUUCCAAGGUCAAACUCUACAUCUUCCAUGUCCUCAGGGCUUCCAGAGCAGGAUAGGAUGGCAAUGACCCUUCCCAGAAAUUCCCAGAGGUCAAAACUCCAGCUGGAACGGACAGUGUCCACCUCCUCUCAGCCUGAUGAGAGCACGGGGAGGGGCAAUGACCUGCUUCCCAAAAGGUUUGAAGAAGGCCCUGCUUUGACCAGAGAGAGACCAAAAGCAAAACUCUUGCCGAGGGGUGCCACAGCACUCCCUUUCCGAAACCCUUCUGCAUCGGAAGACAAGGAGGGUCCAGGGCUAGCCGCAGCUCCCAAGGGCAAGGAAAAAAACAGUGGCCCACGGCAAGGGGCCCUUGAGGAUGGCGAGAGACCAGGGUGGUCAUCUCCAGUAAAGGCUGCAGCAAUACUUCCAACCACUCAUAACCACAAAGUGCCAGUCCUAAUUUCACCCACUCUAAAACACACUCCAGCAGAUGUGCAGCUCAUUGGCACAGACUCUCAGGGUAAUAAAUUCAAGCUCUUAUCUGAGCAUCAGGUCACUUCUUCUGGCGACAGGGACCGUCCCAGACGGGUAAAACCAAAGUGUGCUCCACCUCCACCACCAGUGAUGAGGCUCCUACAACAGCCAGCUGCCUGCUCAGAUGCAGCAGAAGAGCUGAGCAACGUGGCGGGAGCGCAGCACGGACUGGAAUCAAGUGAAGGGAGUAAGAAGGCAGCAGCAGCAGCAGCACCUGUUGGUGGAAAAUCUGGGAGGCCUGUGGUGCCUCCGCCUCAAGUGCCUCUGUCAUCGUCUUCCACCUCCCCAGUGAAACUGGCCAAUGGCACGGCUGGCGCAAAAGUAGCGCUGAGAAAGACCAAACAGGCAGCUGAGAAAAUCUCCGCAGACAAAAUCAGCAAGGAAGCACUGCUGGAGUGCGCAGAUCUUCUCUCGAGUGCCAUCGCCGAGCCAACGCCAAACAGCCAGCUGGUGGACACAGGGCACCAGCUGCUGGAUUACUGCUCAGGCUACGUGGACUGCAUCCCGCAUACGCGCAACAAAUUUGCCUUCCGGGAAGCCGUGAGCAAACUGGAACUCAGCCUGCAGGAGCUGCAGGUUUCUUCAGCAGCUGCUAGCGUCCCUGGGGCAAACCCCGUCCUUAAUAACUUAUUGUCAUGUGUCCAAGAAAUCAGCGAUGUGGUGCAAAGGUAGCUACUGUCAAUCUGGGUAAGAGAAAUACACAUGGGGAGGGGGGGACUUUUUUUCUGUACUGAUGCUUUCAAAAGGAAAGACUGAUACUUGAGUAUGUGAAGUACCUCAGAUCACUGAGUUCUCCUCACGUUUACAGGUUCAUCUCAAAGAAUGGGGAUGGAGAGGGUAGAUUAAAGCUGUAAGGGGCAAAACAUCCUGUAUUUGUCCCUACCUAGUCAGGCUGAUCUGCUUGAUAUGGCAAGGGAAGGAAGCUCCUUGCUUCUCCCUUGGAGAGGCAGGAGUAUUGAUGGCAGGUUCUAGCUCUGGAAAGGAUGAAUUGAUGUGUGGUAGCUGGAGUACUGGAGUGGCUGCAGGCCACUUGGCUGUACAGAUCCUCCCCUGUCUGUGCCAAAGUAUGCUUUGGUCUCCUGACAUGGCAAAGUAAAGGAACUGGGGCUCUGUUGGUACCAAGUGCCGAGCAGUCUGAGCUGGAGUAGCCAUCAAGAGGGAGGUUACGUGCAGUUGGGAGAAAGGUCUAAUGCACUGACAGUAUUCAGAGCUGCUGGAGGUGGAUGCACUAGCCCAGAUGGCUUACUUCCACAGCACUGUUGCUGCUGUAAUGAGAACUGCAAAAUUAGUUAAUAUAUUAAACUAUCUCUUUUCCUUCCUGUCCACCUCAUCCACCACAUGUUCUCAUCUGCGUUGUAUCGGAAGCAUCAGGGAUACUGGGCAGACUUACCACUGGAAUACCCCCUUCCCCACCACACAGCCUUGUCUCAGUUGAUACUUCUUUCUAGUGGUCUCGCACCAGUGCUGCUUGAUGGUCAUUUGUGAGUAGUUUGGGGCUCUUGCACAACUUGCCAGUUAUUGGGGUGGGUGGUUUUUGUUUGGUUUGCUUUUUUUAAGCUCUAGGUUGUUUCUAUCUUGUUACCAGGUUUACUCCCCAAUUUAGUUUCAUCACCUUGAGGACCCAUAGUAGGUAAGGCAGAGCUUCUGCCACCCCUAGCUGUUCUCCACAUUCCUCUAGUGGUCACAGUGCUGCGGAGCCAGCUGGAGAGCCAGGAAGUACAGCCUGGCCUGCCCGUUACACACCCUCAGUGCUGUAGGGUUCUCUGGAUCUGUCCCUUAUCUUGGCCUAAUGCUUCAUACUGAGGGCUUCCUGAGAUUUGUUGUAGUGCUUCCUGGUCUUGCAGGCUUCCAGCUUCCUGGAAUGUGAAGGUGACUGUGUAUGGCAGUGCAGAGGAGAAUCACAGCCAUCUUUUUUAUUUCUUCCUGUAUUUUAAAGGCUAGAUCACAAUCUUAUGCUGUGGCAAAGGGAACACACACAUAAACUGCACACUCCCCAGCUUGAGAUGCGACAACAAAUGUUAUAGCUUUGCCUCGGAGCGCUCCCACUGGGUUAUGGUUUCUGAUGUCUGAUGCCUACUAGCAAUGAAUGCAGUUGUGUGGUUGAAGUUGUCUUCCUUGGUCCUAGUGCUAGUUGUAGACUGUUGUGGCAUCAAAAAGCUGGUCUUCUGCCUAUACGCACAACUCCCUGAAAUGUAAAUGUACUGGCAGGUAGGAAGACCUCAACUAAUUUGAUUUGUGAGAAAUGGAAAACAGGUCUGAUAGCUGGCUCCAAAUACACAUUACCCUGCAUGCUGCUGCUCACUUCACACUAUUGGUGAUGAUAGAGGAUCUCGCUUGCUUUGCACCUUAAAUCUUUUCUUUUUUGCUAAAAUGCUUUUUUAACUUGUUUUUAAAGUGUGACUGUGCUGCUUGUAGUUUGAGCAUUUAGAGUUGAGCUGGGGCACAGGUGUGAAUUUACAAGAUGGGCACUUCCAUUUCUGUCCAGAUUCAUUGCCCUGUUGGUGCUUGGAAGUAGGCUGGGUUGCCUUGCUGAGCAUCCCUGUUUUUUCCAUGGAGCAUAGCGAGACAGGGGCCGAACAAUCUUUAGAAACGAUGUCUGAGAAUCCUCAUUUUAUCACUGGUCUGUGGUAGAUGAAGUUGUGUCACAAUGCAUGAAUGCACCCCGGUGGAGCAGUAUGUGAGGCAGAAAGGACUACAUGAGCUUCACUGUUCAAGUAAGUGAAAUGGUGAAGAGAGAAGGGAAAAGCAACUCCUCCACCCCGGCUGACGUUAAGGCAUUAAGUGACUGAACAUCUCAGUUUUACUCCAGUGAGCUGGUACCUAAGUGGAGACAAAUCAACGUACAGCGUGGGUUACUCAUCCUGACAUAUACAGUCAGUACCAAGCCUACCCAACAAAACCUGCUGUCUAGUUCUACAGUGGGACCUUUAGUAGGUUGGGGAGGGGUACACCAGGGCUUUCACAGCAAUGCUCACCUGUAAGGCAGAGUACCAAACCGUUAUCAUGUAGACUUUACUGAGGGCUUUUGUGGUUUACCUUAUCUCUUUCAGUCAUCUUUACUGAAGGUGUGCACACCAAACUAAUUGUCUUUGGAAAGCUGACCUGCAAAGGGAAGGCAGCUUGUGAUACUGCUUCACAUGGCCUUUCAAACAAUCAAGAGGAUUUAACAGGUAUGGGAGCUUUCUUUGGGGCAGAAGGGCAAGUCUUGUUUGCCCUGGCAGACAAUCGCAUGGUUUCAUCAUUGUACUACUACUCAGCCUAGGACGAACAGACUGAAACUGAAGUGAUUCUCAGGGGAAAGGUAUUUUAACCAGAACAUUUUAAGGCUGUUAGUCCAGUUCUGAUUAGUAUUUUGAACGGAGCUUUUUGGUUUUUUUUCCCUGAAUGACAGUCUUCCCCCAGCACAAAUGACAGAAUAGGAAACAAUUCCUGGAAUGUCUAGCUUCUACAACAACCCUCUGUCAGCCCUUUCUGAAGAAACUAACCGUGCCCCAAGGAAGGACUGUUCCCCUCCACUGAUCAUCCCCACUUCCUUUCAGAUGCCACCUGGUUUAUUCUCCCCACAGCAGAGAUGAUGGGCAGUGGCACUGGGCAGUAGGCAGUAACACAGCUGAAGCAGCCUCUGCUUUUACAGUCACAGAGCAGCUGAGGUGGUAAGGGACCCCUGCCCAAGUGCCUGCUCCAGAAGGAGCCACCUGCCGAGGACCACAUCCUGGGCAGGUGGCUCCUGAGUAUCUCCAAGGAUGGAAACUCCACAACCUCUGUGUGUGACAGAGCCCAUUCAGUUCUGAUCCCUCCUGUGGUGGAAAAAAACUCUCUGUUCUUACCCCUUGUCUUACAUCAGGUGGGUAGAUAGUGGCAGAGGUAGUGCUGACUUGACACUAGAGUUAUUUCCCCUGAAUAGGAGGCUGUAGAAUUGCUGCUGAUUCUGCUGCCUAACUGUUUUAUUCCCAAACUGGAAUUUACCCCCUGCCCUCUGGCAGGAUAGCAGCAGGAUGGUAUCUGGAAAGGGUUCUGCUGUAAAUUAUCGUUCAGUUUUAGUUCCACAGCCACUCACCUAAAAUUGUUAAAAGUUCCAUCUCCUUUUUGCUAGGUUUGGCUUUUGGCCUUAAAGGUCUCUACAGUGGCAGCUUCUUUGCUGGUUUCAGCCUUGUACAGUACGUUCAAAGUAACGUAGGGAUGGUGAAGCCCUGGUAUUUGUGUCAGUGUAGAGCACUUCUUGCUCUACUUGUCAGGGUAGGGGACAAGGCAUAAACUCCUGUUGUUUCCUUUCCUCACCACUGUCAGAAGGCCUUGUGGGGUAAGGAUGUUAUUGCAGCUGGGCUCUCUCACUUGCACUAGAACAGGCUAGAGUUUAAAGUAGUCUUCUCUGCAACAGGGGAUGGCAGCACGUAGGGCCUGGUAAGCGCCAAGCACAAAGCAUGCACUCACAUGAGUGAGUUGACGUGGGGCACUUUCUCUUUGUAGCUACUGUGGGGAAUUGGCCAGCUCACAGGUGCAAUUCUCCUUUCUUCCUGCACUGUACACCCUUUUUAACCCCAGAAGCGGUGCACUUGGCUGUCUGACUGACAGCAACACUUCAGUAUAAUCAUUGUCUUUAGUGUGGACAGAGGUGAAGCUGAAUUAAGAGUCUGGGUCUUGGGACUGCAUCAAAUUUAGCCACUGGGAAAACAGAAUAGAAUGGAGCAUUGCUGCUGAUGCAGAACACAAUGGGAGAGAGGAAGGCUUCCUGUUCCUGUCCUUCUCAUACAGGACAUCUCUCCUGAGCACCACUGGCCUUGUAUCAGUGAGACAGUCGCACACGUGUGUUGACAUCACAUCAGGUGUGCUUAUGCAAGAGUUUUAUGGCACACUGCUCUUUGUGGGCAGUGGGAACUCAACCCCACAGCAUGGGACAGCAGCUGCGCCAGAAUUGCUGCAGUAACAAAGCAGCCCUCCUUUAAAGGCAGUGGGCACAAAAGCAGGCAGGAUGGGCUCCGCUGUGCAGUCAUAGCGUAGGAAAAUCCAGACCUUGAAGCCUGUUCCAUUUAUCUAAGACUUUCCCAGCAGCUGAGGCACUCUGCAUAGUGCUUGUGGGUGCUCUUGGGCACCAGCAGCUGUGAUAAGCACUAAUGAAUCCAGAAGACUGUUUCUGCAAACAGAACAGGCUGCUUUGUUCUCUUGUAAAACACUGAGCCCUACUCCUAAUCAGUGGCUGGCAGGAGAACCCAAGGGUCUUGACUACAGCAUGCUUGGAAGCCUCCUGCUUCAGCACGAGUAGGCACCAUCUGGCUCAGGUGGACACUGGGGUUGUGCUCUGCUUGCCUGUAGCGUAGAACAAACCUUCAGCCUUGUUCCCUGGUGGUGGAAAGUAAGAGGUUACGGGACACCUGACUUACUGACAAUAUCUACACAUGAUAAGAAGUGUCUGUACCAAAGGAGGUCAUUCUUCAACUGUGUCUGUUGUGCAUGGGAAGUAGAGCCCAGCGGGCUCCGCACGCUCUUUGCAUCAGUAGUGAACUCAUUGAGGGCAGGAAUGGGUUAAAAUGAAACACAUUAAUCACCGAUCACUCUACCAGUGUUGUCAACUGUUUUUUGUUUUUAUUGUUAUUGUAAUAUGUUUUGGUUGUUUUUCUAAUUUAAUUCUCUCACUAUCGUCUGACUGUGAACUGCGAACAGUGUUAAACUUGAUGUAAAUAAGGCCCUUUGAAGGGCCUCUUUGCCUGUCGUUCCACAAAGUUUUGCCAAUUUGCAUUUUGUUUUAAAUAAAGGUUGCAAUAUUUUA
Messenger RNA from Pezoporus occidentalis (night parrot), 9310 nucleotides. It is a transcript of the gene ABL2, whose product is annotated as ABL proto-oncogene 2, non-receptor tyrosine kinase. Gene Ontology annotation, molecular function: protein binding; ATP binding; non-membrane spanning protein tyrosine kinase activity. The coding region runs from base 811 to 4218 and encodes 1135 amino acids. Gene Ontology annotation, biological process: protein phosphorylation; regulation of apoptotic process. Lineage: Eukaryota; Metazoa; Chordata; Aves; Psittaciformes; Psittacidae. The record is from RefSeq and is a predicted model, not a curated record. The transcript has 11 exons.